AUUAUGAGUGAAAGAAGAGAAGAAGAUACAACUAUUGUUUAAGCAGCAAUUCCAGCAGCAUUAGAAGGUGCUAAAAAAGCAGAAGAAUUGGAAAAAAAACUUAAAGAGUAUUCAUCAUAUAAAAUAUAUUAAUUUAUAGAUAAGGAGGAUAAAAACUUGAAGAUGCUGAAAAAUAAGCUUAAGAAUAAGUUGCUAAAGUAUAAGAGAUGAUUGGUUUUACAGGAAAUUAAGCAUAAGUUGCUUAAUAAUAAUCAUUAGUUGUUGCUGCUGCAUAAUAUAUAGUUGGAAGUUUAUUAUCAAUGUUGAUAUUAUAACUUGGUUUCUUUGGAUCCAUUCUUACUUUUAUUCCAUUCUUAUAAUAAUUGACAAUUAUUUUAUACUUAGUUUCUAUUUUAAUUGUUCAAUUCUGUCCAGAAUCUGUUAAUAAGGUAUAUAUACUCUAUAUAUUUAUUAGCUUCCUAAAAAUUUUGGAUUUUUUAUCAUUCAUUCAGCUAGCAAAAUUUUAUUAAUGGUUUACAUUACUAUUCAUUUUGAAUCACUCAAAUUUGAACUCAUUUAAUUAGUAUUUGGAAUUGUCAUUCUAUUUUUAUUUUAUCAAAUUAAAAAAGGAAUAAGUAAUUCAAUUAUUACAAUUUCUAGGUGAAAAUGAAGACAUCGCCUUAAUUGUUAAGAAAUAAUUCUUUAAUGUUUUAAUUGUAUCUGCAAUCAUUUCAGGAUUUAUGGGAUUAUUAACAAGAUCAAACUUAUUUAUUACCAUUUUACUCAUUAUUGUAGGAGCUAGUUACACUUAUUAUUUAUAAUUGGCUUUAUAAAGAUUUUGUAAUCAUCAAUUCUUAUUCAUCAAUAAAAAUGAUUUAUAUAUGGGUGCUGCUUAACUAGACGCAGAUUUAUUUUUAUGGUGUAAGUUGGUUGGAUUUCAUUGCAUUAAAAAGAAUGAAGAUGGAAAUUAUAUUCCAAAUUAAGAUAUUGAAGAAGAAAGUAAAUAAAAAGAACCAGAAGAAUAAAAUAAAAUAUGAGGUAUUCAUAAAAAUAUAAC
Molecule: messenger RNA, 1036 nt
Organism: Paramecium sonneborni
Lineage: Eukaryota; Ciliophora; Oligohymenophorea; Peniculida; Parameciidae
Source: the annotation of a GenBank genome assembly